Bombyx mori (domestic silkworm) is the source of this 752-nucleotide messenger RNA. RefSeq lists its product as uncharacterized. The coding region runs from base 127 to 687 and encodes 186 amino acids. The record is from RefSeq and is a predicted model, not a curated record. Lineage: Eukaryota; Metazoa; Arthropoda; Insecta; Lepidoptera; Bombycidae. The transcript is spliced from 4 exons.
UGACAUAAGAUUAAAUUAAGUUUCAGAUUUUCAGAAGAAAAUUUUGUGUGCGAAAAAUAAUUUUUUUUUUUCAACAACUUUUACAUUUUAUCAAUGCUCAAUGAUUACUAAUUGUAUUAGGGCAAGAUGCAAGUUAUUUUGCCCACCAUUGAGAAAUUCCUACUGCUGUAUUCGUUACGAUGUGGAUCAAUAAUCGUGCUGCUGUGGACUUCAUUGCGUUCGUUCCUGUGUCUAGUUUUCUUCAUCAUUGCUUUAUUAGAGGUGUUUGCCCUCCGUCAUUUCCCGUUUGGGGCUUUACUGGUGGACACGUCUUCGAAGAAGCUAAAGCCGAUUAAUGAAGAAAACAUUUACUACGUGUACGCCGCUUACAUCAGCUUACUGGUUUCCGAGUCGUUUCUGUUCUUUCAUCUUAUUUACGUGGCUGUGGGUCUGUACACUGAGAAAUCUCGCCUAUUUGAACCGUAUCUAAUAUGUCGUUUUGUAACGUGGCUAUUUGAGACGAUAUUUCUCUUCACCCUGUGCCUGAUUCACAAGCUUCUCAUAGGAUGGUAUCUGGCCAUGUUGUUCUUCGUAGUUUUAGAGUUUUAUUCGUUCAUCGUGAUUUACAGCUACUACAACUAUUUACUGGGUUACGAAAGUUUCGUGUGCAACAAAAUUCAGAUACCUAAUGUGUCAUGUGAAUUGUAAAAUUGUAUUGCUAAAUGACUUAAAUGAUUUUAAUUGUGUUGAAAGUAAAGGGUACGGUCAUGAAA